AUUUUGUUAUUUGCAUCACUAAUGCGAUGUAAUCAACAUGCCGCUGUAGUGUCAAUAUUGUUUAUAAAUAUUUUAAUCCGAUCCACAACGAUGUCGGAACAUAAUGAACAAGUUAGUAUUGAUAGCCAUUGGCUGAACUGGUGUAGGCUAUGUGCCAAGGAUGACAUUGGCGGAAAUGUGAGAGUGUAUACCAGCGGCAAAGAAAAUACAUGGAACAGUGUUUUGAUAAUGGCAAUUAGAAAAUAUUUUGAUGUGCAUAUGCGAAUGGAGGAUGAGUUGAGUGGGGUGCUCUGCAAGGAGUGCUAUACAUUAAUAAGCGAGCUAAUCGAUUUCGCUGAACACGUCAACAAGGUGCAGGUAAUCUUUGAGGUGUUGCGCAGCUCGGAGCCCCACAAACAGCUGGACGUGGAUGCUCUGCGACAGCAGUAUGGACUGCGAGAUGGUCAGUGGACGCAUAUCAUUAAACCUGUGUUAGAAAUGGAGAGAAACAAUGAGGCCAUAGAAACUCCGAAUGCGUUGCCAAAACAAGAGUUUGUUGAGGGCGAAAAUGAGCACUUGCCAAUUGAGGAGAUUAUCAUUGCCGGCGGAGAGGACACUAAAGACGACGAUGUCAAAAAACAGCGUGGCAGAGGAAGACACAAAAGGGAGCACAGCCAACAGCAGGCAGCCACUAAAGCCGAGAGCAGUGAUAGUGAUAAUGAGAAACCAAUUCAAUUAAGUCUCGAUGCUGAGUUGACGUUACUGCCCCAAGCUGGCAGUUGUUCCUCUACGGAACCAUGUGAUUUUCUAAGCAGCAGCGAUGUAGACGAAGAUGUCGAGUUAGAAACGUCAUCGAAGCGCCGUAAACUGAAGUGCAAUUGGUGCUCCAAAGUGUACUUAAAUCCUGCCUCCUAUCAAAAGCAUUUGCGCGUUGGUUGUCGCAAGAUCGAGCAACGCACCAAAAUGGAUAAGAACACCUAUUGCGAACUGUGUGACAAGACGUUGUCGUCGGCAGGAGCAUUAAAGCUUCAUAAAGAAGGCAUGCAUGAGAAUGCCAAGCCCUUUAUAUGUGAUCAUUGUGGCAAGCAACUAAAGACAAUUACAGCAUUAAAUGAACAUCUUCUGGUCCACACCGAGGAACGUCCUUUCAACUGUUCUGUCUGCAAAGCGGCAUUCAAAAACAAGGCCAGACUGAAGAUGCAUUAUCAAACGCACGAGGAACCAAAUUACAUUUGUAAUGUGUGUGGGAAAAAGUUGCAGACACGGCGUACUUGGAAUAUGCACAAAUUGGUUCAUAGCGAAGAUCGCAAAUUCAAGUGUGAUGUUUGCGGUGCUUUGUUCAAGCGGUCGAAAACACUUAAGAGACAUUUGAUUAGCCACACAGGACUGCGGCCAUAUGUUUGUAAAUACUGUAAGAAAACAUUUGCAUGUAAUGCAAAUUGUCGAGCUCACAAGUUGAAAAAGCAUCCGAAUGAACUGCAAAAAAGAGGAUAGUGGCGAUUCACCAGCGAGACUACAAG
Molecule: messenger RNA, 1499 nt
Organism: Drosophila nasuta
Lineage: Eukaryota; Metazoa; Arthropoda; Insecta; Diptera; Drosophilidae
Product: zinc finger protein weckle-like
Exons: 2
Coding region: 22-1473 (483 amino acids)
Biological process (GO): regulation of transcription by RNA polymerase II
Cellular component (GO): nucleus
Molecular function (GO): RNA polymerase II transcription regulatory region sequence-specific DNA binding; zinc ion binding; DNA-binding transcription factor activity, RNA polymerase II-specific
Source: RefSeq, a predicted model, not a curated record